CCACAAAAAACAAAAACAAAAAAUAAGCCAACCAAACCAAAAACAAACAAAAAACUUCAAACCUUUGCUAGACUUCGUUGCAAUUUCUGAGAAGACCUCUGAGCGUCGCUGUAGGUCAAAAGAAGAGAGAGACCAUUUUCCCAGACGCGUUAGGAGACUGGGGGAGUAACUUCCUGUACAAACCAACCAUAGAGGAGAGCCAGUAUACAUCCAGAUACAGCAAACAUCAGCAAGAAAAGUGGCCCUAGGCAGAUUUGGCCACCCACACUAACACAAGAGCACAGCAGCAGCGCGAGCCAGGAGGAUGAGGAGGAACUCUGGGAGCGGCCCGGCCCGGUGGCUGCAGGUACUGUCGCCCUUCCUGCUGCCUUUGUUCCACGGAGCUCUCCCGGAUCAGAUCCGCUACUCCAUUCCCGAGGAGCUGGCCAAGAACUCGAUGGUAGGAAACCUCGCAAAGGAUCUGGGGCUCAGUGUCCAGAAUCUGCCCGCCCGGAAGCUAAGAGUCAGCGCAGAGAAGGAUUAUUUUACUGUAAAUCCAGAGAGUGGGGACUUACUUGUGGGUGACCGAAUAGACAGAGAGCAGGUUUGCGGGAAACAGCCUCAGUGUGUUUUGGAGUUCGAUAUUGUCGCUGAGAAGCCAUUAAAUAUUUUCCACGUAGCUGUAAUUCUUCAGGAUGUGAACGACAAUGCUCCUCUAUUCAAACAGAGUGAGGUUGAUUUAAACAUUGGGGAGUCCACCAGACCAGGUAAAGCAUUUCCAUUGGAUCCAGCCCUCGACUUAGAUGCUGGUUCUAAUUCGCUGCAAAAAUACUAUCUCACUGACAAUGAAUAUUUUGAAGUCACUGAAAAAGAGACCCCAGAUGGACGUAAAUAUCCUGAGUUGAUUCUAAAACGUUUUCUGGACAGAGAAGAGCAUAAUUUUCACGAACUGAUCCUCACGGCUGUGGAUGGGGGGGAUCCUCCCCUAACUGGCACCGCCCAGAUCCGAAUCCAAGUCACAGACGCCAAUGACAACCCGCCCGUGUUCAACCAGGAUGUGUUCAGGGUCACCCUUCGGGAGGAUGUGCCACCAGGCUCCUCCGUGCUUCAGGUGACAGCCACUGACCAGGACGAGGGCGUCAAUGCAGAAAUCACCUACUCUUUUCACAAUGUGGAUGAACAGGUGGAACGUUUUUUCAACUUAGAUAAGAGAACAGGAGAAAUCACGACAAAGGAUAAUUUGGAUUUUGAGACUGCUAAGAGUUACACCCUGAAUGUAGAAGCAAAAGAUCCCGGAGACCUAGCAUCCCAUUGCAGUAUCCAAGUGGAAAUUCUGGAUGAGAAUGAUUGUGCGCCAGAAGUAAUUGUGACUUCAGUAUUUACCCCCCUACCAGAAGACUCUCCACUAGGAACAGUCAUCGCCUUGAUAAAAACCAGAGACAGAGACUCCGGAGAAAAUGGAGACGUCUACUGCCACGUCUGGGGAAAUGAAGAGUUUGUAUUGAAAUCUUCUUCGAAGAAUUAUUACAAACUAGUGACAGACAGAACUCUAGACCGGGAAGAGAUUCCAGAAUACAACGUCACCAUUGUAGCUACAGACAGGGGUAAGCCCCCGCUUUCUUCUAACGUAAUCAUCACUCUCCAUAUCUCAGACGUCAACGACAAUGCACCGGUUUUCCACCAGGCCUCCUACUUGGUCCACGUUGCUGAGAACAACCCACCUGGAGCCUCCAUUGCUCAAGUCAGCGCCUCGGACCCGGAUUUGGGACCCAAUGGCCUCAUCUCCUAUUCCAUCAUAGCCAGCGACCUAGAGCCAAGGGCGCUGUCGUCCUUCGUGUCUGUGAACCACGACAGUGGAGUGGUGUACGCGCAGCGCGCCUUCGACCACGAGCAGCUGCGCUCCUUCCAGCUGACACUGCAGGCGCGCGACCACGGAUCGCCCGCGCUCAGUGCCAACGUGAGCAUGCGCGUGCUGGUGGGCGACCGCAACGACAACGCGCCACGCGUGCUCUAUCCCACGCUCGAGCCCGACGGCUCUGCGCUCUUCGACAUGGUGCCACGCGCUGCCGAGCCUGGAUAUCUGGUCACCAAGGUGGUGGCGGUGGACGCAGACUCGGGACACAAUGCCUGGCUGUCUUACCAUGUGCUGCAGGCCAGCGAUCCCGGGCUCUUCAGCCUGGGGCUGCGCACAGGAGAGGUGCGCACAGCGCGUGCCCUGGCAGACAGGGACUCAGCGCGGCAGCGCCUUCUGGUCGCUGUGCGAGAUGGUGGACAGCCACCGCUCUCGGCUACAGCCACUCUGCACCUGAUCUUCGCUGACAGCCUACAGGAGGUCCUGCCAGACCUCAGCGAUGAUCCUCUACCAUCUGACCCCCAGAGUGAGCUUCAGUUUUACCUGGUGGUGGCCUUGGCCCUGAUCUCAGUACUCUUCCUCCUGGCGGUGAUUCUGGCUAUUGCCCUGC
Molecule: messenger RNA, 2441 nt
Organism: Grammomys surdaster
Lineage: Eukaryota; Metazoa; Chordata; Mammalia; Rodentia; Muridae
Product: protocadherin gamma-B2-like
Exons: 1
Biological process (GO): homophilic cell-cell adhesion
Cellular component (GO): plasma membrane
Molecular function (GO): calcium ion binding
Source: RefSeq, a predicted model, not a curated record